CUUUUCAUUGCUUUAUGGGCCGGGUUAAUUCGCAUUCUUCCUAUAUAUACCAGUCCUUAGAAUGGUACGCUUUGCACCAACAAUAAUUAAUAAUGCAGGUUAUACCACUUUGGGGAAAUUUUCUCAGCUCUAUGUUCAACUAUCCCUUGAAAUUCUUCCUCUCCAGUAUCAUGGGAUUUUCUUCUCCGAGUAAACGUUCAAAAUUCGCCUUCCUUCUGAACAAUCUCUCGUUCAAAACAGGUUAUGAUCAAUCCGAAGACGAGGAGGCCGAGUUCGAGUCAGCUCCCCCAUCUCCUUCUUUAGUGCAAGUACCGGUCCAGUACUUCGCGGCUGGAUCGAUCAAGGAGAAAUUGCCGGUUAUGGAAUAUUACCGGUGUGGCAAAGAGGAUGGCGGUGGUGAUUCAACAUGUGCAGUAUGUUUGAAGUGCAUGAGUGAGGGUGAUGAGGUGCGAGAGCUGGGCAAUUGCUGUCAUGUGUUUCAUAAGGAGUGCCUUGAUGGUUGGAUUGAUCAAGGCCAGUUGACCUGCCCUCUGUGCAGGUCUAAGCUAUUGCCCAGAGAUGAUCAGGAUGAGGGAGAGGUACUCAAGUGCGGCGGAGAUCAGUGGAGGAGAGAGAGGAUGAUUUACUUGUUUGGUGAGGAUUUUGUAUUUCAGUAAUAAUAGAUUGGACGACCAUGAUGUAGUAGCUAGAUAACCGUAUCGGACUUUUUACUAUAUAUCGUCUAACUGUUACCGAGGCUUUUGCUUCGCUGUUCAAUAGAUCUCGGAGGUUUAAAAUCUCAAUAAUAUAUAUCAACCGGUAGUUGAACCUUUGAUGCUA
Rhododendron vialii is the source of this 819-nucleotide messenger RNA. Its product is annotated as brassinosteroid-responsive RING protein 1-like. Bases 93 to 656 code for a protein of 187 amino acids. Gene Ontology annotation, biological process: protein ubiquitination. The transcript has a single exon. Gene Ontology annotation, molecular function: ubiquitin protein ligase activity. NCBI's taxonomy places the organism in Eukaryota, Viridiplantae, Streptophyta, Magnoliopsida, Ericales, Ericaceae. The record is from RefSeq and is a predicted model, not a curated record.